CACUUUAUCAAAGGUGAAUAAAACCAUUUACUAAUGCUUUAGCCUACAGAUCAGUUAUAAGUACUUAAUAAGAACCGGGUUGCCAGGUUGUGAAAAUCUUCUUGGAUAUUCCUCCAACAGUGCACUUACUUUCUUUUAGAUAAGUCCUUAGUUUAUCAGAAAGAGCCCUGGAGUGACCUUUCAGAAAGGGGCCAAAAUCCAGUUGUUAUCAUGCUGCAGACUUGAUGCCUUAAUUAAUGGAGCUUCAUUGUUACUAAUUUUAAAAGAUCAUCACCAGACACCAACCUGGCAACCCAUAGGCUCGUUAUUCUUAUCCAUUUCUGAGAGUAGGCUACAGUAUAAAGCAUCAGUUAAUGAUUUAUAAACAUCAGUAGAAUCAUUGGCUUCCCAUCUACAAAAGUGGGACAAAAGUCUCUCUUUGGCCACACUACAGUUACAGAGAGGACACUUGGUGAAAAACCUUCCAUUGUCUAUUAAAACUGCUCAUAGAAUAUGAUGUAGGUUCACAUCUCAGGCCUAUAAAGUGGAUUAGAGCGCCCCUGGUGGUGAAGCAUGACCGACGUUUUUACUACUAGAAACGUUGACGUCCUAGCUCUCACCACUGACUCCGAGUCAGUUUCCUGUUGUUCCUGCUCUUGAACCGUCGCUAAAACCGACCGGAGACCAGCCGACUACAGAUAACCGACCUCCCUGCCGGCAACGUGGCACGACUCGGGACUAAAAAGUUGUACUUUUUUACAUUUAACGUAUCCGGACAGUUAGUUAGUUAUUAGACAUGUCUGAGUGACACAGAAAAGAAGCUUAUUAUUCUUUAAAAUGAUCAUUAACCUGAAAACGGACGUGAUUUCCUCUUUUCCAGCAUUGUGUAGCUGUCAAACUCAGGGCGUGCUCCACUGUUUACUCUAAAUUGGCUGAGAAUACACAAUGCAAACAUAAUGGAGCUGAAGGAUUAUGGCUACAAUACCCGGGAUGGUGUGAUGAUGAUGAUUAUUGUUAUCCUUUGCUAAGGUUUUUUUUUUCUUCAGUAGGAUAAUUGAACUGUUUUUAAGCACUGGUGCAGCAACCACACUUUGUUAUAAGGGUCACAGCAUUUUGUGAACUUUAUCCUCUUGUUAUCAUGCUGACUUGUUAUCAGCUCCUGUUGCCAGUUCCCUGUGAAAUGAUGUGGCAGUCGUGGAUGUACUUUGCCUGCAUCUGGCAUGUGUGAGCUGUAAGUACGUAAACAAAGUUUGAACAGACUUUUUAAAUAGAACAUGCAGACUUCUAGCUCCCGUUUUUAACCUCAAGUGUUAAGGUAGGCCGGUCUUGUGUGGAGGGUUUUUCAUGGAUCACAGAGGUCACCCCUUGCCCGACUCUGGCCGGCACUCUCACAGAACAAAGUACAGAGAGGACUACUACAGGAAUUCUCAGCAGGACAGGGACCACAGCUGCCCACCACCAGACCCCAGGCAGAGGGACAAACACUGGGCGCAUCCUGAUGCCCACUACAGGGCUCACUUCACCCGUCCUCCUGCCAGGCCGGAACACUAUCCGUACAACCUUCAGUAUCCUUAUGGCUAUGGGCAACCAGAACACCAGAGACCCCAGUCCAGACAUGGCUAUAACUAUCCACCACACAGUCACUGGGACUAUAGAGACAACUAUGGUUAUUACGACCAUGACUACUAUAGAGGACAGCAUGGGCGACAAGAUGCUGGUCAGUGGGGUUCCCAAGACUCUUGGAGACUGGACCACUACCAUGAACGAUCAUCUAAGCAGGAACAUUCAGGGAGCUCCUACACAGAGGAGUACAGGUAUGAUUAUGGGAGAGACAAUUCCCAGCAUUACCUCAGUGACUAUGAGGAUAACCCCUCUAGAGAGAACGAAGAAGUUUCCUCUUAUUACCUGGGGACAUUAGAAAGUUCCAAAAACUCGGGGUUGUCCUCCAGCAGCUGUGAACUAAGUCAGUACAUAAAUGGGGCUGAAUACAGUGACCCCGUCCCUCAGCUGCUUCACACAUCUUAUACGGAGCAUGGACAAGUGCAUCAGAUGUCAGCUCCUCUGAAGUACUCAAUCCCUCAUGCAGUUGUCAGCUUUGGGCCAGCAGGACAGUUGAUACGGGUCACUCCAGGAUUUUCCACACAGGAGAACACUAGCAAGCUGGAAAUCCACAGUCUGGAAGUCAUUCUGAGUGAGACACAGGAACAGCAGGAGAUGAGAAACUUCCCCGGGCCUUUAACAAGAAAAGAUUUGCACAAAGUAGAUGCUAUGGAGUUUGCCCACCAGAGGGCUGACGCCUGCAUGAGAGAGGGCAAACUCUAUGACAAGAGCUCUGCUGCCCUCUUGUGGAAUCUUUUGAUACUGCUCUGCAGACAGAAUGCACAAAUAGUUGGCUCAGAUAUCGCAGAGCUGCUGAUGCAGGGUUCAAAUUCAAAUGGAAGCUGGGAGACGGAUGAUCCUGUGCUCAUUGACUUCAAUGAUAGCAUGGCUGCUGAAGCACCACCUCGCAAAGGAGAUGACCUGCUCACAGGAAACUGGAGCAGCUUCAGCUCCGAGACCUCUGAGAAGGCCCUGCAGAGUUACACUCAACUACUGCUGGCUGGAAGAAAGAAGGAGGCCCUGGAGUCAGCUAUGAGCAGCGGCCUAUGGGGGCAUGCACUCUUUCUGGCCAGCAAAAUGGACAACAGAUCCUACACCACUGUGCUGAACAGGUUUACCCUCCAAGCGCUCUUCCAGCUGCUGUCUGGGAGAAUCCCUGCUGUAGCCACGUGCUGCGGGAAUGAAAAAUGGGGAGACUGGAGGCCCCAUCUGGCAGUCAUCCUGUCCAAUGAGACAGGGGAUCCUGCAGUCCAACAGAAGGCCAUCAUUACCAUGGGAGACACACUGGCCUCCAGAGGCCUCCUACACGCCGCCCAUGUGUGCUACCUGACAGCCAGGGUUCCCUUUGGGGUGUUCACACAGAAGGCAGACAGACUGGUGCUCCUAGGCAGCAGCCACAGACAAUCUUUUGAGCACUUUGCCACAAACGCUGCCAUCCAGUGCACCGAGGUGUUCGAAUACAGCCAGACACUCGGAGGGAAAUGCUUUUCAAUACCAUCCUUUCAGGUGUAUAAGUUCCUCUAUGCCAGUCGACUGUUGGACUGCGGGCUUGCAUCUCAGGCCUUCCAUUACUGUGAGGUGGUGGGACAGGCAAUCCUCAGACAGAGGGAGCCCUUCUUUGUGUUGACCACAGAGGUUAUUAUGCUGGCAGACAGACUGAGACACUCUGAGUGUCAGUUCAGUGAAGCAGGUGUCAGCGGAGCCGGGGAAGAGCCUGACUGGUUGAAACGGCUGCGUGCUAGGCACCACGAUUUACAGAGGGGGAAUUACGAUUCUACUGAAUCAUACCAGCCAGCCCCAGAGGGAUAUGCUUUGGCCCAUGAGGAUAGCAAAGUGUGCUCAGAAUCUGACUUGGAUGACCUACAUCGUGACAUCCAAAGUCCAGAGCCUGAACUCCUUUAUUACAAAGCCACUGAGGAUCAAGAAAGCUUUGUGCAUCACAUUGAAGGAAACACUGAGGAAAUGGCAGCAUUAUCGCAGGACAUCAGAGGACCUCAGCCACGGCCAAGUGACAAUCUUUCGAUGCCAGUACCGGUGGUUUACGCUCCCCCAGCGCCCACAGUGGCGAAGAGUCAAGACUUCAGUUAUCAUAACACAGAUAAUGCCGAAGAAAGAGCUGUCAUGCCACAUUGUCCUCUGGGUCAUCUGCCAUCGGCAGCAGAGGGGGUCUGGCCAUCCUCUGGAGGUGUGAUGAUGGGGGGACACAUGCUGGAGGUCAACAUCAGUCAUCAAGGACAAAACCAGCAGAGUGUCCCACAAGGCGUUGAGGCCUCUGAGCAGACAGAUGAGCUUCCUAAACAGAGCACCAGGACGGGGUGGUUUAGCAGCUGGUUCAAAUCAAAACCCAAAGAUGUUCAAAAGGAGAGUUCACAGCAGGGAGUCCCAGCUCAGACAGAGCCACCACCUGCUAUUGAGUUCUGCCCUGCUGCCCCACCUACCAUUGUCUCUCCUGGCACAUUUUCAUCCCAGCCCUCCUCUGGGAUCAACCCUUUUUCAAGGAAAGCAGGAUCACUGACGUCACUUAAACCAAAGUGAGGAUAUCACAACUUGCGCACUUAAUUGUGGCUGUAUCACAGAGGCGCACCAGUAAGAUCUACACUGUUCACCACUGCCCCUGUGUCUUUUUUAAGGAUGCCCCUUCAAACCCCCACAACUUGCCCACCAUCACAUUGCUUGUUAGAUACAGAAAUACUGUGUAUGGACUGGCACAGUAACUCGUAUUGCAGCGAGUGAAACUGCUGAGGUGGGCUUCCUAAAAGCUGACUGCAGGGAAAUUAUCAGAGGAUGUGAGACAUACUAUCUGGGGGAAGGGAUAUCUUAAUCGACCUCAGUAACUUGGUAAGUGUGAGGGAUUUGAUCUGGAUUAUUAAUGUCAGCAACACAGAGGAAUGCUUCAGUGUAGCAGGAACCAUUUGGAGUAACUGGUGUGACCAUCUUCUGUGUGUAGCUCCCACUGAGGAUCAGUGUCAUCACAUGCUCACAGCUCAGGCCACUCCUAAAUUGUUAUCGUUGCUAUAUGCUGCAAGAGAAUGUCCAUCAAACAUGUAAAUCAACCAAAAUAUCUAUAUACUUAAACAGAGUUAACCAAAAUGUCAUACAUUUAUUAAAACAUAAACAGGAGAACAAUUAAGAUAGCUGUUUGUAGUCCAGUAAAUGACAUUACAAUGUAAGCAAUAUUUCAUUAUUAUUACCAUCUAUAAAAUGAAGAUUCUCUUCUUAGUGUCUUCUCGUGUUAUCAUGCUGCCAAGAUGGAUGAUAGCACAUGGCUGGAGGAGAAGGGGGCUGGGUCCUUUGCCUAGCACACAGCCAACAUGCCCUAGACCCCUUACACCUUCAGCCGUCACCACCAGGGUCAAACUGUUUAUGUUCUGAUGAUAUUAGUAAUGCCAAUUUGAGCGUCAUCACUAGCCCUAUUACAUAUAUAUGUCUUUUUUUUAACUUUUAUUUAGACAGGGUGUGUUCUCUGAGAGGUGAACCCACUUUUUGCAGAAACACCCUUCUUACACGUAAAGACAUUCACACCUGUACACCAGUACAACAAGUGGACCAGCCACAAGCUGGUUUCUCUGACCUUUAGGCCACCACUGAUCCAACAGGUAUUGUAGGUUUAUUAAUUGUAUAUAAAGUAUACACACAGUAAUGAACAAUCCUUUUAUUCCCAUGGUACUUGAUAAACAUGGUGAUGUUUUGAUGUAAUUGAGAUGUUUUUCUUCUGGUAUAUGUCUUUGCGCUUUAUGUAUUAGAGUAUAUGUGAAUGCUUUUUGUACCUUUGUACCAGCACAUGAUAUGUAUUAAAUACCACUUUGUCAGAGUAAAACUCUC
Molecule: messenger RNA, 5400 nt
Organism: Monopterus albus (swamp eel)
Lineage: Eukaryota; Metazoa; Chordata; Actinopteri; Synbranchiformes; Synbranchidae
Gene: sec16b
Product: SEC16 homolog B, endoplasmic reticulum export factor
Exons: 23
Coding region: 1324-4113 (929 amino acids)
Biological process (GO): Golgi organization
Cellular component (GO): endoplasmic reticulum exit site; ER to Golgi transport vesicle membrane
Source: RefSeq, a predicted model, not a curated record